AAUACCUGAGAAAAAUCUCUUGGCUACCAUAGGCACUGUGUGGAUAAUUUUCAAGCUAACAUUUAUUUUUCUGCUCUCUGCUUCUUCCCUAAGAUUUCGAACUUUUGGUCUUGAGGCAAAUCUGCAAACAUGAAACACUUUGAAUUACAGGCAAAGGCACCUAUUCUGUUUUCUCAACCAAACUGGAAAAAUCAGUCUGGCACAAAAGGUAUCAAUGACUUCAUAUGCUGGAGAAGAAAAAGGAUGCAUUAUUUUGGUGGGAAUCAGAAAAUUUUAAAAGUAACCAGCCGUUCAUCAUGGCAGCCCUGCUUGUCUUCCCAGGAAAAUGUUUUCAAGCAAUUAGCAUUAAAGAACCCUGCUUUAAAUAAGACUGUUCCUUACUACACAAGCUUUGUGACUAGUGUAACUUUGUGGGACAGAGGAGUUUACCACCAUGAUUGUAAGCACCACCAUAAGGGACCUUCAUUACCAUGCCCCAGGUUUACAGCUCAUAUGAAGAUCUCACCUGGUACUCAUGAGUCAACCUAUAUGCUUGGUACUGCAUUCCAGGAUCUUCCAGUCAAAGAGAUUAAUCAAAACAGGGAAAUAAUUUCUACUCAGAGAUGUCCAUGGAAAAAUUCAGGCUCUUUUAGAAGAGGACAGAAACAGGUUUUUCAAACAAAAUUACCCAUAUACAGAGAAUAUAAAGUUCCAAAAUUACCUCCACCCAGCUUGGCUUCUAGUGAGGAAGAUCUAGCUCAUGCAGUUAUUCACCCACAUGCUCCAUCAAUGAGAAACCAAGAGGUGCCUCUGGCAGAAGCUACUAGGUCAACAGAAGAAAAAAAAGAACCUGAAGGUCCAAAACUCCUAGGACAGAACACAGAAAUUAAUGAAGAUACUGGAUUAGAAGAGUUGGACAGGGUUCAAGACAGCACUAUUCCAUUGGUCUCUGAAAUGGAAAGUACUUGUUCAAACAUCAGUAGGUCAACUUCAAGUGUGAUUAGCAACCAGACUUCAUUCAGCUUUGAAAGAGAUACUAACUGGUCAGAUUUUUCUAGAAAGCUUUCUAGUGCUACCAUCAGCAGAAAGGGGAGCACACCUCUUUCUCAGCUUCGCUCUUCCUCCUUUUCCAUGUCUGCAAUGGCUUCCUCAGACACAGAACUUGAAGCAGACAGUAGCAGCAGCCAAGUCUCCAACCAGUCCGCUCUACAGAAAAGCUCUCUUAUGGUGGCAAAUGGUUACUGCAACAAUAUUCUGAACCCCAGCCUGAACAGUUCCAGUUACCAUGGCACUGCAGACAAUCUCCAGGGUUCAUCAUAUUCUGUGAAAAAAUGCUCAGGGCAAACACCGUCUUUCGUAGAAAUUUGGCAUGACCGUCUCCUUCACCACUGGCCUGUUCUUCCACCGAUCUCCCCACAAAGAGCAUUUUCAGAUACUUCAUGUCAUGUCAGAUCUCAAGUAACUGAACUUACCAGUGGUAUGCAGGAGGCAUUUGAAGAACUUGAAGGAAUUAGUAUAUUUUCAGGCUCCUCUUUGUCCCAGGAGAACAGAAGUGACUCCUUCGAUGAAACUAGCACACAUCUAUCAGAAGCUUCCCAAAGAGCAGUGUCUUUGAGCAUUGGAUGUAUAAGUGAAGAUGAAUCUCUUACUGAAGUCAGACUUUCCUUGUUGGAUCACCAGAACUGGGAAAAGGCAGAUCAAGACACUGGUAAUCAGAAUAAUAUGGAGGAAUGGGGCAAUGCCACAGAAGAAAUUUCAGGACUUAAGAUAAAAAAUAUUAUGGGAUUUACUGCCCUAGAUGCCAAUGGCUUCCUGCUUCAUCCUGCACCUGCCUUCUUGAAAGAAAACAAGACAUCAGAUACUUAUUCAAAUAAUGGAAUAGCUGAUCAGCAGAGUAUCUACACAAUGUCUGAUGGAAUAAUAUCAGGAAAUACUCUGAAGAAUGAAGCAGUGCAGCCAAAUAAAGAUGGGAGAAUAAAAUCAUCUACAACUGGAGCCUCUUUGGAUAAAGGCUAUGGUUCAGCUUUCCAAUUGACAGACAUGAAUGAAACUGCACCCAAGAUGGAGAAUGGGGAAGCUCACUUUACUGGGCAAACACACAAGAUUCAGGUUUGUACAGGAUUGGAAGAACCAGCUGAAGAUUCCCAUGAGGAAAGCUAUUGUAUUGGAGCUGAGACGCGUAGAGACUCUCAAAGUCCUGCAAACAGAGAGAGCCAUUUUAAACUGGACAAUGGCAGCUUGCAAGAAAUAGAACAACAGCAAAAAGCAAAAGAAAGGCAAGCACAAGUCCUACACAUUUACUCAAAACUCUGUGAGACUCAAGCCCCUGCACACCAACCACCUGAGACCACAGCUAUCUCAAAAUUUGAGGAUUUCGACUUUUUGGCAAAAUACUGCAUCUUCAGCCAGGAGAAGUUGGCUAAGUACAAAAGGGCUUUUGAAGCGGUGGAUACUGAUGGAGAUGGCUACUUGAACUGCAUGCAAGUUUUGAUGGCACUGAAAGAAAUAGUCCCUUCAGAAGCUUUAACUGAUGCAGAAGAACUCUAUGUAUACAGGAUUUUAGAGAUUGUUGACUAUUAUGUAACAGAUGGCCUGACAGACCUCCGACUCUUUGCAGUGAUGGCUAGCUUGGCCCAGAAAAUAGCAUCACUAGACAAUUUUAUGAAAUCAUUGAUUGGUCGCAUGGAUUUUAAGGCCCUGGAAUUGAAAAUAUACAAAGCUAAGCAAUUAUUUUUGUGGAAUAUUGAUUCUCAGUCUUGCAGCUUCACUGUGGACCAGUUUUUGGUCGAACUGAAGGCCGGAGGGAUAAGUGAAGAACACGAGGCAGCUGUACAAAGGGAACUAAAACAUAUUAAAAAACUAGAUGUUCUGGAUUUCCUGACUUACCUGCCACUCUUUGUUCUUAUCCAUAACUCUGUCAUUGCCAAUCCACUGGAUGAUUCAAGAACAAUUUAACAAACUACGUCAACUCUAGCAGAAGGGAAGUUGGUUUGUCAUGAAGACUUUUAAGGUUAUGUCUAUAUGUACAGCUUCCCUGUCUAGCCCAGGAAAACCACCAAAAAGACAAGCACUGUCCACUCACUCCCACUUCUCCUGUGCCCACAUCUAACAGUUAGGCAGAACAGACAAAUCAGUGUACACGGCUCUCAGGUUUUCUUAAGACAAAGGACUUGAGAGGAUUUCUGAGCCCUUCUUUCUCCUUUGACUACAUACCAACCUUGGGUGCUGGCAGAUUGGGAGUGAGUGAAUGGCCUUGUUUCUUAGUAGGCUCAGCAGAGAAGUGAGGAAGACAUAGCGUCAAGUGAACAUUUUCUUUUAAACAGCUCUGACUGUCUUUGUAAAGACAGACAGGAACGACACUGGGGUAGCUCUGCAACAAAAGUGCAGUUCAAACCAAUACAGUGAUCCAUGUAAAUAAACCCCAGUCUGCAGCCCUCAGUCAUGUUAAGUAGCCCUUGCAGGAGCAAAUCAGAUAGAGGCUGGGGUACUGAGAUUUGCAUCGACAGUUUACUCAGUGGGAAUGUAAAUUUGAGGGUGAAAUUGGCACACGUGACAAUUGUCUGAGCUGUAGCCCUCCUCAAAAUGUACUUAGAAUUAAAUGAGACAAGUCCAUGUGAAAAAAAUGGAGACAUACAAUCAAGGAAACCCAUUUCUAUAUAUGAAGGGCCAGAUUGUCAAAAGUUCUUGGCAACCAUGAUUGCUCUCAAGCUGGCUACUUCAUUUAGGUGCCUGAAAUGGAAAGAGCUGGUUGUGGGCUCUUCAAAAAUUGGAUCUGUUAUUAUUAAAUGUUAAAGAACUUUUUUAGAACAAAAUUAUAAUGCCCUAGUAGUACCUUUCUUUUUCUUUAUUUGGUUAAGCAAUUUACUGAGAUAGACAUGUAACUACUGAGUGUCAUCAGGUUGUUUCUAUUAUCUAAUAAGAAACUAGAUGAAAGUUGAAUUUUGCCUUUUCAACAAACAUUUGAGAUUCUCUGUUUAUUUUUAAAAUGGCAAUAAGCCAAGUCAAAUAAACAAUAUCUUGUAUGGGCUAGUCAGUCACAGGGGGAAUUUGGAUUUACCUAAUUGGGUAAAAAUCAAAAAGGAUAUUCCAGACAAUAGCAGUUCCCAGAGGGAUUGCAAGGAUUUUGACUCAUUAGGAAGUCAUUCACCAUGUCAUUUGGUGCAAAGGCAGCUCUGUAGAUGGCCGUCCCUAGGAUGCUACUACAGACUCAGAAGAACCUUCAGGUUUGUUUGCCGUGGGAGUUUUGCUUUCCUAAGUCCUGGCACAUCAUAGGAGGUUAAUUGUAUUUUGUACCAGCCACAGGCCCUAGUGAAAAACACCAUGGGCAGAUUCUUAACUGGUGGAAAGCACUUGAAGUUCUGGCAGUAUAUAUUGGAUAUAUCAUAGCAAGUGUCUUUGCUUACACUGCAAUCAGAAUUCAGCAAAUACAGAAUCGGUAUAUUAAUUCCCUUAAACAUUGAUUGAAUAUAGAUGGAUUUAGGCUUUUAAAUACAUGGCUAGAUUAUUUAAGUAAUAAGGUAACACACUUUCACUAAAAUUAUAUGUUGACUUAAUCAUAUGCUAUAUUGAUCAAUCCAUUGUGAAAACAGUUGAAUCAAUAUCUUAUCACAUUAUUGCAAAGUGUGCUUAUAGCAUAUUAGAUUACGAGUAGCUGACUGAAAUUCAAAAGCAGCUGAAUCAAAUUCCUGACAAACAUUACUUGUACAAUUUAGAAAAAAGUAAUGCUACUCAAUUGUGUAGAUUUGUUUCUAAUUCAUAUGAAAGUUGUUUGUUUAACUCUAAGGCGUGCAGUUUUUAAAUACAACACUAACUCACCUGGGAAUUCUACCUACAGCACUUGGUGAAAAGCUGUCACACAAAAAUAAAUCCAUAGCACCUCUUC
Molecule: messenger RNA, 4861 nt
Organism: Alligator mississippiensis (American alligator)
Lineage: Eukaryota; Metazoa; Chordata; Crocodylia; Alligatoridae
Exons: 16
Coding region: 130-2934 (934 amino acids)
Molecular function (GO): calcium ion binding
Source: RefSeq, a predicted model, not a curated record